Parastagonospora nodorum SN15 is the source of this 4008-nucleotide messenger RNA. RefSeq lists its product as hypothetical. Gene Ontology annotation, cellular component: late endosome; early endosome; transport vesicle. The coding region runs from base 1 to 4008 and encodes 1335 amino acids. Gene Ontology annotation, biological process: early endosome to late endosome transport. The transcript has 7 exons. NCBI's taxonomy places the organism in Eukaryota, Fungi, Ascomycota, Dothideomycetes, Pleosporales, Phaeosphaeriaceae. Gene Ontology annotation, molecular function: phosphatidylinositol binding; SNARE binding; guanyl-nucleotide exchange factor activity. The record is from RefSeq and is a predicted model, not a curated record.
AUGCCUCCCGUGCUGAACCCCUUCUUACGGGCCUUCUUCCGUAGUGCACUCCCCAGCCAGUGCCAGCCGGCUCAACACCACGUCCUUCUCGUGCCCACAACCGAAGUCCUCCUCACCUCCCGCGACAAGGAAACGAACACACUAUACGCUGAUUUAAGCGGCUCUGAGGACUUCCUAGCCAGUCAUGUCCUGCGAGUCCCGGGUGGCGUGGGCCCGAACAACCAUGUCAAGGACGCAGGGAGCUUCAGAGAGACCAGAGGAAAGGCGAAGCAGUUCACAACAGCGAAUGGGCGGACGGUAAUCGUCAAAGACGCCUUCAUAUACAGUAACAAAGAUACAGGUUUCAAGACACUGAACCAGGCACAGCUCUUGGCCGACACCAUCUUCUACCCCGACACGUUCGACGCGCAGCCAUGGCUUGUAUACUACAUCUCCAAGCCGCUCAUCGGGACGUGGGAGGCGAGUCCCAUCAUACCGGCGACGCUAGAGGCCAAGAAGGAAGUGGUUGCGAUACAAGUGGCGGGAUCGAGCUCUGCUGCAGGACUCAACUCGGGCAUGCCGCGCAAGAAGGAAGUCAAGUCCUUUAGCGACCUCCUGAACCACUUCCCCAUGAUCGCAAGACAGAUGCAGCCAGCCCUUACCCUCAACGCCAUCGCGGAGCUCGCGACGAUCAUCUGUGAGCUCGAGGUCAAUACGGUCGCGGAGAAGCGGGUCAGUAUCUUCAGCGGAGACUGCACCCCUAUCGAUGCACAGCAGCAUAUCGAGAUUGGUGACGAGGAGGUGCAGAUGCGCAACUCGCUAGAGACAGCAGUGACCGCUGCAAUUGAUCUAUUCCAGAUGGUGGAUAAGCAGCAGCUUUCUCUGCUGGGCGCGACGACCGAUCUUACAGGACCCAUCGUGGAGCGCAUGAUCGAGCGGUACAUCGCCGAACAAGUACACCACCGAACACUGUUCCCCCGAAUAUGCGAGAUACGACGACUCGAAGACAUCGAACUGGAGCGGCGCACACGGCAAAUGGUGGACAUCGAUAUAUCGCAGGUCGGUAUAGACAUUGGCAAUGGGCGCAAGGGUAAACAAGAGCUGGCUGUACGGCUCUCCAAGGCAGUGGACAUGUUCAAGAAAAUGGGCGUUGCUGGAAGUCCACAAGAAAUGUUGGAGAUAUUACUGGGCGUCCAGAAGCACAUGACGAUGCCCGACUCCGAAUCGACGACGAAUGACCCACAGCCGAAGACAGGCAGCAACGGCGAGCAGAUUUCAGAGAAGCAGGACCCCCUUCUCACGAUCAACGCCGAUACGCUAGUGUCUUUACUUCUAAUAGUCGUUAUUCGAGCCCCAGUACGGCACUUGCAAGCGCGGCUGUCGUAUAUGCGGCAUUUCAUCUUCAUCGAUGAUGUGGAAAGCGGAGAGCUAGGAUAUGCGCUCAGCACUUUUGAGGCUGUUCUGUCCUAUCUGUCGCAAGACGCGGGCGGUCUGCGAAAAGCAAGUCGUCGGAAUAGAGCCCUCUGGCAAGCGACGAAAUCGGGCGAUCUUGCGACGAUGCAAAGUAUCCUCGAGCCUGAUCGAUCGUUCCACGAAAACAUGUACUCCAGCUCGGAGGACGAAGACGUUCAGGAAAACCAUCGUCCAGUGCGAUUUGCGGCGAGCUUCUCGGAUUUAUCUGCACUUGAAGGGACUACAAUGAACGGCGACUACGAGUCAAAUAGGAGACAGCAGAAUAGACCGGGGAACAAACGGCAAAAUGAGGACGGUCCACUCGCACACAUAUUUCCCUUUCAAAGAGCCGAGACACCCCCAUUGCCAGAGAGGCCGAAGAUGAAGAAACGAGUUUCCAUGGACACACGAAGCAUGUCUAGUGGAUCAAUGCGAUCGUUCAGGUCUCGCACGACUCUCGAUUCGCACAUAAGUGGCAUUGAGGGCGACACGUCAAUAGAGAAGCUUACAAUGACCCAAGGGACCGAUGGCGAAUCCGUCCUGAUGAUGGCCGUUGAAGCUAAACAGGACAAAGCUUUACAGUAUCUGCUAAGCCUGAACGAAUACUAUUCUCCUCGCUGGGUUCUCGAUGAUCAUAAUAACGAGGGCACUACAUUGCUCAGUGCAGCAGUACAAUUGGCACAUGCGAAGACGACGGACACGAUCCUCGCCUACGUACUGGAACAUAGCGCCAGUCCAGAGGAGUUGAGGGCCCAUCUCGCAAAACAGGACGCCAAAGGACGAUGUCACCUCCUGCCCUGGCGGCUCAAGGAUAAGAAUGGUCAGACACCGAUCUUCGCCUUAUGCAGAUCCUAUGACCACGACCAGUAUCACGAUAUGGUGGACAAGGCAAUAUUAGCUGCGACACAUGCACAGGAGGAUGGACAGCCGCUACAUCUCGACGAACACGUCGACAACAAAGGCAACAGCCUACUUCACAUCAUUACGGACCCACAGAUUGCGGUCAAGCUACUCUAUCGCUGCGAUUCGGACGCAAACGCAACAAAUGACAGGCACUUCACGCCGCUGAUGGUGGCGAGCAAGUAUGGCCGAACAGACAUGGUUCGGGUACUGUACCAGGACCCUCGAGUAGAUCUGUCCUUUAGAGAUGCGCGCGGCCUCACAGCUGUGGAGCUUGCUAAAGAUGAUGAAGUCCGCAACAGGAUCGAUGAUCUUGUGCUGCUCUCUAAUGAACCCGGGCCUGAUGGACGCACAACUACCGUAGUCAGGUCGUUCUUUGUCGAAGAUGGAUCAGUACGGCUUGUGCUGAAGUCCGGAGCACCUAAUGGCAAUGGGACAAUCACUGUGACGACCUGUCGGAGGUCAUCGCACGACUUCGAGAAUCUAGCCAAGUGGCUUGCGCAAGAGCAUCCAGCUUCAUGGCUCCCGGCCAUCGCCAACCUACCCUCGCCAUAUCUAAUACCUUCAAGACCAUCCCGAUCGGUCUUGCGCGAUAUCCAGCUCAGACUUGACGCAUUCCUCAAAAUCCUUCUCCGCCAUCCAACCUUUUCCACUCAUGAAAUGGUAUGGGAGUUCUUCCUCGUCCCCGACAUCGACACCGCCAUGCUCUCCGAACGCUCAGCCCGCAAAGCCGAGCUCCGCGUCGAACGACUGCGUGAAGAAUACGCACCCAUCUACGACCACAUGCGUGAAAACAUCCGCGCCCUCCACCACGCCUCGAAAUCCGUCCUCCGCCGCACGAAUAAAAUCCGCUCCGCAUCGCUCGAUCUUCACGAUGCCGCCAAGAUUGCCAACACCGCCAUCCACUCUCUGCAAUUUCCUCUCCCCGAACCACAUCUCCGCGCGUACGAACGCUACAUCAAAUGCCUCUCGCACAGCGAAGCCAGCCCCACCGCAGGCUUCUACUACUCCAUGCACGCCAUCUCCAGCACCAUCACAUCUAUCCUCGCCUCGCUCUCCCGCCCCUCCACACUCAUCACCUCCAUGUCCGCCACGCAAAAAGCCAUCGACCGCCACAACCUCUCCGUACGCAGAUCAGAUCGCUGGCCCCUCGGCCUCCUUGACGAUGCGCGCUCCCGCGUCCAGCGCGACGCCCAGGAUAAAAUGGACAAGAGCAAACUCGAGCUCGCGGACCUUGGCCGCGAACUGCGGUAUACGCAGCAAGUUGUUGCCAGCGAACUUGCGAGCUGGCAGGAGAAUCGCGUGGAGAUGGGGCGUAAGGCGCUGAAAGAUCUAGCGAGGAGGAUGGUCGUGGUGGAGAAGGCGAGGCUGGAGAGCAUGCGGCGCGCGGUCAGAGGGUUGGGGAUUGUCAAGUCAAACGACAGCGUCGCGGGCAAUGGCGUCACUGGCCCGGAGAUCCAGGAUGUGCGCGUCGAGCAUGCGAAUCCGAUCCCGAGGGAUGAAGAGCUGGGCGGCGAGGUUGUGCUGGGGAAUGGAGAGGCGGUGGCCGAUGAGUCGGUGCCCGGGGAUGAAGUUGAGCAGGAAUUGAUGCAUGCGCGAGAGGAGGAGGAGGGGGAGGGAGGGUUUGGAGGAAGAGCAAGCUCCGCCCAGCGAGGGAGAUGCUGGUGCAAAUGCUAG